AUGGCAACGAAGAGAGCUGUUCUGGUGGGUUGCAACUAUCCCUACACGAAAUUCAGGUUGCAUGGAUGCGCAAAUGACGUGAAAUCCAUAAAAGAUAUAAUCAAGAAAAAAUUUGGAUUCGAUGAGAGAAAUAUUACGGUCCUGACUGAUGAUAAAGAUUCAGAAGGAUGGUCGUCGUCGUGCCUGCCUACUGGUGCAAACAUUAAGGCUGCUCUUAAUGCAAUGGUGAAAAAGGCUAAACCAGAAGACGUCCUGUUUUUCUACUUCAGUGGACAUGGAACAACCAUUCCGGUCUUGGAACCUCACAAGCCUUUCAGGCAGGACGAGGCCAUCGUGCCUUGUGAUUUCAAUCUCAUCACUGAUGUGGACUUCAGGCGUUUGGUUAACCGGCUGCCAGCAGAAGCAAGCUUCACAGUUCUUUCGGAUUCAUGCCAUAGUGGUGGUCUCAUUGAAAAAGAGAAAAAACAAACUGUAUCUUCCGAGGAUACAGAAAAUACUGAUAAUCAGGUUAAGGGUAAGGUUAAGGUUAAGGCUAAGCCUAAGUUCCUUGGUUUUGAUUUCAUAAGCCACGCGAUCGACACAGCGGCAGGCUGGGCAGUGCAGGCGGUCGACACAGCGGCAGGCUGGGCCGGUCAGGCGAUCGAUACAGCAGCGGGCUUCGCCCACAACGAAGUAACUAAAAUCGCCCAGGGUACUCACAGAAUCUUCGGGAAGGAUGUGAGUCUCAAAUUCCAUCCUCAUUACACAGGCGGGGCACUACAGUUGGAUGCACUUGAGGAGGAUGAUGGGAUUUUGUUAAGCGGGUGCGAAUCGGAUGAGACGUCGUACGACAUCGUUUCCGGUGGUCGAGCCUAUGGGGCGUUCACCGAUGCAGUGGUUAAGACACUCACAAAUCUCAGCGCGCAUGAAGAAAUUACCAAUAAAAAGCUUUUGUCCAUGGCUGCCGAGGCCGUACGGAAACAAGCACAUGAGGCUGAGCAGCACCCUUGCCUUUAUUGCAGUGAUAAUAACAAAGAUCAGCCUUUCUUGGGCGGCUUUGCUUGA
Molecule: messenger RNA, 1044 nt
Organism: Hibiscus syriacus
Lineage: Eukaryota; Viridiplantae; Streptophyta; Magnoliopsida; Malvales; Malvaceae
Product: metacaspase-9-like
Exons: 2
Coding region: 1-1044 (347 amino acids)
Biological process (GO): proteolysis
Molecular function (GO): cysteine-type endopeptidase activity
Source: RefSeq, a predicted model, not a curated record